Molecule: messenger RNA, 3108 nt
Organism: Rhipicephalus sanguineus (brown dog tick)
Lineage: Eukaryota; Metazoa; Arthropoda; Arachnida; Ixodida; Ixodidae
Gene: Ipk1
Product: inositol-pentakisphosphate 2-kinase
Exons: 14
Coding region: 29-1450 (473 amino acids)
Biological process (GO): inositol phosphate biosynthetic process
Cellular component (GO): nucleus
Molecular function (GO): inositol-1,3,4,5,6-pentakisphosphate 2-kinase activity; ATP binding
Source: RefSeq, a predicted model, not a curated record
UGUUGUAUUUUUGAUUGCCGCAGUUGAUAUGGCGGCUCCGACGGGAAGAGACCGGUCGGGUUGCGAUCCUGCGGAGAAAUUGCUCAUUUCGCCCGAAAACUGCGCCUUCCGCGGCGAAGGGAACGCCAACAUUGUCGUCACACUGAAAAAUGAGGACAGAGUUCUUCGGCUUCGUAAGAGCGCCGCAUUCACCGAGGACACAAUAUCACUGAUAGGAGAGAGUCUACAGAAAUGUCAUAUGGAGGCAGACUUCAUCGAGAAUGUCAUGAAACCUCUCUUUGGAAGUCGAUUCGUCCAUCCACCAGUUCUCGUUCGCUUGACUGCUGAAAAUGUGAGGCUCAUCAACAAGGCCGUGCACUUAGAAAGACCACUGCACAGGUUAAAAAAGAAUGUCAAGGAAGUUGCCACUGUGGGACUCUUGUUUCCCGACCACUGCACAUUGCCGAGCCACCUCCGAAAAUAUGCCGAAGGUCCCGUGAUCUCCAUUGAAAUAAAGCCAAAGCAGGGAUUUCUGCCUAGUCCCCAUGACCUCCCCUUCGAGCACAAGGUUCGGUCAUCAGUCUGCAGAUUUCACCUUUCCCAGACGUCCAAGGUCAGCAAAGGGCGUAUAUCGUCAGUCAGCAUGUACUGCCCCCUGGAUCUCUUCAGUGGGUGUCCUAAAAGAAUGAAGAGUGCUCUGAGGGAGCUCCUCUACCACCCGCAAAAUAAUCUGAGGGUCUUUAAGAACAAGAAACUUGUAUUUAGUGAAGAAUCAAGAACCAACCUAGAAGACGCACUGAAGGAUUUCUUUCUUGAGUCCAGUCUAGUCAGUCGAGAUGACAACUUGUGCCACCUGGUCACGAAAAUCUUGCGGCACUCGUAUCCUGAAACUGGGGCAGUCAGUGCAGCCAGUGGCGUCUGGGACGUCGCCAUGCCACAGUCCUGCCCGUCUUCACAUCCGUGCACUUGCACAACUAGAAUGAAGGCCGACCACCGGCUUCCUCGUGGAUGUAUCUUGGACCGAGUGCUGCAGGCUCAGCGCCUGGGAUCCAUCGACGUCUCUACGGCCUAUCCACUCUACCUCAGUCUCAAGGACACCCUCCACUGUGCCGGAGAGAAACCACCUCUGCUCGAGUACUUGAAGGAUGGGUACCCUGCGCCAUUUCUGCCCAAAGCUAUGGGCUGCCAUGACCGCCAGAACUACGAGACUGACCACACAUUUGCCUGCCGGAAGAUCUGGGAAUUCUUAGUCGCACUAACAGCUCGUGACUGCUCCAUCAUGCUCUCCCUGCAGAGGUUGUCAUCUGCAGCUAAGGUCCUCACCUGGGAAGAGGACUAUGUCGUAGAAGACGCCUACGGACAGGCCUAUCUCUUCUCCCUAGCUGUCGUAGACUUAGAUCCCAAGUCGGUCGACAAACUCGAGAAGGUCUACUUUGAUGACUGCAGCAUGAUUAGGACUGCCUGUUCGUGACCUUUUGAAGGCUCGGUGAAGCCAGGUGUACCAGUCAAUAGUUCUCGCCGUUAUAGGUGAUGUUCUGUGCUGUAGGCAUGAAUGAAAAUUCUGCAUGGUGGCAGGGUGGUGCUUGAACGCUCGGUGAAGAGGGCAAGACAAUCAAGGUUUUAUUGAGGUCUUAUCAGUGAAAAUUUUUAUGCUGCUUCGUGCCAGCACAUUUGCUUCCUCUUAUCACUUCCUAGGACGUUUUAAGGUUCAGAAUAUUAGCUGCCAUCAGAGAUUACGGUUUGUUGGAUAAAAAUUUCCACAUUUAUAGCCAUCGCGCCAUCUCCAUGGUGAUGUGAAAGAUUGCAUAAUGUAUGAAGCGUAGCUUACCUUAAAGGGAUGUCUGUACUGUUCGCACUCUAGCUGAGGUUUAAAAGCCUUUGCUUUUGUUGGAAUGACAUUGCUUGCCAAGUGUGGCAGUUGCUAGUAUGUUGACUGUGUUCACAACAUUUUUCCUAGGCUAACUUUAAAAAAAAGUCUUUGCUCCAAAUGACAUAGUGAAGGUGGAUCUUUUGUUAAGAUCCAUGCCUCUAUGUCAACCUUCUCAUCUGUAUUUCCAUGUCUAGUCGUUACACUGCUUGUUUCACUAGGCCAGUGACUGCAUUAAUAGCGACACCAAAAAGAUAAAAAUCAAUUUAGACUGAAGACGUAUUGCUUCAAAAAUAUUUUUUUGUUAGUUUAGUGGUGGGAGGAUGAUUAGUAGAAGAAAAUACGAAAACCAAACUUCAUUUUUUAAAAUACAUUGUACAGAAAGCUCCAGCACAGGUAUGUCAAGUGCAACAUCUUGGAUUUCAAAGUACAUUUUCUUGUAUAUUUGUCCUGUUGUGGUGAAAUUAGUUCUGAGAGCUUUCUACGUACAGCCUCUUCGUCCUUUUUAAUGCAGUUAUUCCAUCUUUAAUGAUAAACUAAGCCUGAAAAGAAGCCGUCAAAAUCCAUAGUGUGAUGUGAGCUGUCGUGAAAACUUGAAGGCAGUGUUGCAGUUGGUCUCAUUUUUACUAUUCUUUCACUUACCAUACUUCUUUUUACUUUACUAUACAGCUGAAUUUUUUUCUUUUACUUCAGUGCCUUUGAGGCAUUCUGGACUGUCAUCAGAAGUUGGCAGUUCUGAUCGACACUGUCAAAAAAGGCAUUUUCUUCUAUGUUGUUCCUAAAUGUUGUUCUAUACUUAAUGAUGUUUCCCAGCCCUUGAGGAUUGUAUUAUUUUGUUGUAAGCGUAAUGUUAUGUGUUGCCUUUCUUAAGUUGUUCCCUGCUUAUCAAUGUAUUAGUGAUGCUUUCACGAAGCAUCACUCAAUCUUGAUAUCAGUAUUGCGAAGGGAAUUUUUUUUCUCUUUCUCUACCUAGCAAUAUUGCUCGCGAGUUUCAGAACAAAAGCUUCUGUUAUUGCAAAAAAAACAGGACAGCGUACUUUAAAGGUGCUCAGGGCCAGGUCUAUUCUUACUGUUAAAAGAACAUGUGAAAUGUGCAAACAUCCUUUUGGCAACUGCAAAAUCAGUAUGGGUUCAACUCUACCAACAAGUUGAAGUAGAGUACGAGUUGGAUAUUGAAUCUUUUACAAGAGUCUGCCAAAAAUUUCAAAAUCGACACAAUGUUCUGAAUUUUGCAACUCCUUGCCAAUAGGAGAUAGUAGAAU